AUUGUUUUUGCUUUUCAAAAAUCAUGUUACCCGAUUGGUGGAGCUUCAGAAAUACCAUACCGAAUUAUCCCGGUCAUUGAGCGAUCAGGUGGUUGUGUUUUGAUGAAGGCGAACGUCACGCAGAUUCUAACCGAAGGAGGAAAAGUGACAGGUGUCAGAGUCGGCAACAAAGAAAAUUCGGCGGAAAAUUCACGCUCCGAUCGUUUGCACAACACUUUGCAAGACUUACUUACGGAACACGUAGCCAAGAAGUCGCACUGCUGGCCACUAACGAGUGCCAUUAAACCAGCCGCCGGUAACAUAAGUGUCUUUAUAGGACUUAAAGGCUCACCCAAAGAAUUGGGCCUCACGGCACAAAAUCUCUGGAUCUAUUCGGGCUCCAAUAACGAAGAACCAUUUCACGACAUUAUGAAUUCUAAAUCUCCCGAAGAAUUACUUUCGAAACCUUACCCAGCUCUUUUCAUUUCAUCCGGAGCAGCAAAAGACUCUUCGUAUGAGGAACGGUAUCCAGGGUUCUCCCAGUGGUUCGAGACGACAGUAAAGAAGCGAAGCGAUGAGUACAAUGCUUUAAUUCCUUUAAAACACGAAAUUGGUCAAAAAAUCAUUGACCAGGUGGUUCAUCUUUUCCCCAAACUCAAAAAUAAUAUCGACUACUACAGUGUGGGGACUCCAGUGACUAUUGAACAUUUCCUAUCGACUAAAGAAGGCGGCAUUUACGGCAUGGUACACGGCAUCGAACGUUUUUGCCCGAAGCAAUCGUCUUUAUUGCGACCCGAGUCAGGCAUCAAAGGCUUGUAUUUUACCGGCCAAGACGUGACAUCGACUGGAUUUGGAGCUUGCGUCUACUCCGGAUUUAUGUGCACCAGCGCCAUCUUAAAUAAAAAUUAUUCUCUCCUGUAUGAAUUAUACGCACAACAUAAGAAACUAUACGGGCCACCAAAAACAAAAAGCAUCGACGACCUAAUUUUCUAGUUACUUUGAGUUCUUCUACCUUUCUUAGUGAUGGACCCGUGGCACCAAGAAAAAAGUUAAUUUCGUUUUGAACGUUACGGUUAUUGCAAUAAAAUCACUCAAGCCUGUAUGAUGAACCUUUCCUGCCAUCAAUUUCUUUUCAUAUUCCCUUGAAGUGAAAGAAUCCACAGUCAACUGCAGAAAGGGUCCGCUAUUUGGAAGAAUACAAAAUGAAAGGCGGAUUCUGAUAGUUGAUAGAUCCAACACAACAUGCGUUUUAUUACCGAAUAGUCUUGCAAAGCAGAGAGAAUGACGACAUAACUCCCAUACAAGGAGAAAAGAGACUACCUACAGUGAUAAGGAAAUGCUCGCUGGUUGUUCCGCACUUUCCUACAUCCAACUAUUUUAUGGUAUGGUUGAUUACGCAACAGUUUUUGUUUGCGCCAAACACUGAUUACGAAUCGUACAAUUGAAAUAAUGAGAAAUGGAUACAAAAAGAGAGCUCAAUAACCAUAACUGGAGAGCUGUUUUCUAACGGCAGCUCCAUUUCUGCUUUUACGAAAAACACAUCCGAUUACGAACGACGACAAACUGUUAAUGGCCACAUGAUAAGACACUUUGAUGGAUUUCUUGUCUCAGACAAAAUAAACUUUAGAUGCGUCAGUUUACUCAGUUACCACAAAUAGAAGUAAUAACCAGAAGACUCAUGUCUCGCCGACAUUGCUAUUUUCAUGCUCACACACAUCACCCGGAAAGUGGCAGAACUAUUCUGCUUCUAAAAUAAUGUGUACAGCCUUAGAGACUAACUAAUAUUACAGGAGACUCAAUUUUUUACCGAGCAUGUAACUGACCUCCGAAUUUGUAAGGUAUCCCCCAUCCGUGCAAAUUUUUGUCAACCCACAUUCGAGAGAAGUCGGACUGAAUGCAUGUAUAAUUUUAACUGUAAAUUGCCUACAGUGAGGAUCGGUCUAAUUAGGGAACCAGAAAUCGCGCUGCGUCCUUUAAAACACACUGAUUUCCAGUUUCUGACGAAAAUGAAAAUGAAUACCAUUUCGCAUUAGAAUCUCUUCUUCCUUCUAACCCAGUUAAAAAAAAAUAGUGCCAUGUAAAGGGUAAAGAAAAUUGAACCGCAUCUUAUGUUAAAGUGAUUUUACACCAGAAUGAUGC
Messenger RNA from Daphnia pulicaria, 2118 nucleotides. Its product is annotated as all-trans-retinol 13,14-reductase-like. The transcript is spliced from 6 exons. The record is from RefSeq and is a predicted model, not a curated record. The annotation marks the transcript as partial. NCBI's taxonomy places the organism in Eukaryota, Metazoa, Arthropoda, Branchiopoda, Diplostraca, Daphniidae.